UGAUGGAGCACACGGAGAGCGAGGCCGAGGCGAAGUGACACGGCGGGACAUUCAUGUUAAAACGUGAACUGACAGUAGGAGCUGAAAAUUUCCCCUCGAAAAGAAGCGUUUUAAUGUCACCGUGACUAUAAAACAUGUCCGCAACAUAAAUGUUUGUUGUUCUGCGUCAUAAAAAUGUCCAGGAUCUGAAACAAGGUAGUCACCAUUUCAAAGAUGGAAUCCCUCUCCCCAAAUACUGAGGUUCGCCUGGCAAUAGCCCAGUGUUUCCGGACCCUCACUACAUCCACAGAUACCAAAGACAUUAUCUCCGCUCUUCAAACACUCCACUCUUAUUUGGAUGACAGACCAGAGAGUAGAACCACGUCAGUUCAGCGGGCAGAGUUCAGGAGAGCUCACUUCACCCGCACCCUUCAGUUCCUUGUCAGCAACAUCCAGGCUGACUGGUUGGCGAGCCUCACAGCAGCCCAGCGCACAGAGUUAUGGGAUGGCCUGUUCCUCAAAGGCCCUCCAGAGCAGGCGCUGCUGGUGCUGAUGGAGGGAAUAGGAGAGCUGAGAGUGAGCACAAACCUGAACCACUUGGUCAGCAUCACUGUGAAGUUCCUUCAGAGCGGUCGACUCGCCGACCUGCUGUGGUCCUACUGUCUGGAGACAGGUCCCUCUGACUCCCCGCAGCUCAGAGAGACUCUGCUGGGACGUAUUGUGGCGCUGCCGGACCUCACCGCCAACAGGUUACAUCUGAACAACAAGCCCCUUUUUCUCCCUCAGCAGUACUACCCACUGCUGGCAGCAGAGAUGCUCACUGCUCUGGGGCGGACCUGCCAAGCGCUCAAAGAAGGCACAGACUGCUCCCUGACUUUCAUGGCUCAGACACUUGGAAAAGUGUGUAUCCAGGGUCACAGUGGUUUGGUGAUGGCAGUGAUGGCUCCUCGGCUGUCUGCGUGCACACGCUCAGACAUGGUGUGGCAGAGGGUUUGCUGGAAGCUGCUGGAGAACGUUCCCCAGCGAUGGAUGGAGAGCGUGCUCACUGCACUGGUGCAGGCUGUCGCUGGGCCUGAUGCCCUGGGCAGGAUCAUUGGGAAUCUAGUGUUAAGAAAUAAAAAGGCCCAGUUUGUCAUCACUCAUAAACUGCUGUUACUGCAGUACAAAUAUGAGACUCGAGUCUUGAGAAUUGUGCUGGGUUACCUUGCAGCAGACCGGGAGCGAAGGCCACUGCUCAUCCAGGUGUUACGGUCUGUGUCCCAGGCCUGGGCUAACCCCAGUGCAGUGAAGCACACACCUCUAGAGCAGCAGCUGUACGUCAGCAAGGCCUUACUGCUGAGUGUGAGUCUGCUUAAAGACUCUGAGCUACAGGAGCUACGCUCAGAGUUACUUCAGUGUAUGCUGGGUGGCAUGCAGAGCCACCUGGACAGCAGCGUGGUACGCAUCAGGCGUAUGGGCAUGGUGGUGGGAGAGUGCCUGAGCGCUCGCAUGGAUAUAAAUAAGACAAAGCUCAAGUUUGAGUACGAUCAGGACGAUGAAACUCAAGAGCUGCUUUCUCUGAUGACUCCUAUUACUGGUGAUGAACCAGAGGCCGAGCCUGAGAACAGAGUGGACUCUCCUCAAGAGACCAAAGAAACAGCUCCAUCUGCUGCGAAUGUAUCAUCUCAGAAUGAGUCAAAAACUGACCCAGACUCCGACCUGGACAGCGACGAUGAGCUCACUCCAUACGAUAUGUCUGAUGAUCACGAAAUGAGUAAAGCAUCCCCACCUCGCUACCUGCGAGACUGUCUUGAAACUUUAAGUUCCUCAGAGGACUCUGUGCGUGUGGAGCUCAGUUUGAGAGCAGCGGAAGGUUUGGUGAGGAAGAACGUCUUCGCAACCAGAGAGAUCAGUGUCCAGCUGACCAAAGUGCUUCUUCACAUGGAGAAUAAAUACAGCAUAACUGGCUUCCUGAGUCUCAGACAGGCAACCAUGGUGGCACUCACCGUCACUGACUGUAUCCCUGUGACUCAGUAUCUGACCACAGAGUUCUACUCCUUGAACUACAGUCUGCGCCAGCGGCUCGAUAUCUUGGAGGUCCUCGCUCUGGCAGCUCAGGAGCUCUCUAAGCCAGUGUCUGAAAAGAGAAAUCCAUCUGUGGGUGUUGCUGCCAGCACUGAUCUGACUCCAUACCCUGGUGACAACCCUGUUCACUGGCGACAAGUGGUAGAGAAGCGAAUUCAAAGCAAGACAAAACGUUUCAGUAAGGGUGCCACACAACCUCCAGCGAAGGCCACACCGAACCGUUACGCCCCUGUUGCUGGACACUUUUUUUUUCCUCUGCUCAGUAAUUAUGACAAACCUCAGGUGACCUUUGAUCUGUUGGGCGGCGACCAUCUUGUACUGGGCCGGUUGAUCCACACCUUGGGCCUCCUCAUGCAUCUAGCAGUCAAUGCACCGAUAGCUGCACAGAUGGGUCGGGCUUUGCUGGACUUUGUGUGGGCGGUGCGCUACCAUGUUGACCAGAUGGUGAGACGAGGCGUCCUCUUCGCUGUUUGCUCGGUGUUUCUGAGCAUGCCCAGUCAAAACCUGCUGCUGGACCUCAGUGAUCAGCUGUUUGAGACCAGAACAUGGCUGGCAGAUGUGGCUGAAGGAGACCCUGAUGCAGAUUGCCGGAGUCUGGCUGUACAGAGUCUGGUGCUGCUGGAUAAGAGCCUGAAGAAACAGCUACAAGAUCAACAAGCACUGAGCACGGAGUCAUGAUGAUCACAGCAUCCACACUGAACAAUGAAACACUGAACGUGUCUCAGAUGUGGGGGUGGGCUCUACUGUACCUCCGCCUCGUCCUCACGGAGCCUGGAGGAUUGAGGUCGAUGGAAGUGAUGCUCCGGAUAUUUGCUGACACGUUUUCAUAUCCUGGAACACACACACAGCCGUCCAGCGGAAAAGGAGGGCACACGUCUUCUCACGUGUUUGUGAAUGUCUCUCUGCAUACUUAAAUCAUGCACUCACACGCACAUUGCAACAGCCUGUAUUGUUUAGAUGAAAAUGUAUAUAAUUUAUGAACAACAUAAAAUAUUGAUUGAAUGGAGAAUAGGAUGCCAUUUUUGUCCACCAAUAAAAAGCAGGUUAUGAGGAUAUCCUUCUCGACCUCUUUCCUGUACUGGCACA
Molecule: messenger RNA, 3129 nt
Organism: Epinephelus moara (kelp grouper)
Lineage: Eukaryota; Metazoa; Chordata; Actinopteri; Perciformes; Serranidae
Gene: telo2
Product: TEL2, telomere maintenance 2, homolog (S. cerevisiae)
Exons: 21
Coding region: 214-2721 (835 amino acids)
Biological process (GO): protein stabilization; telomere maintenance via telomerase
Cellular component (GO): cytosol
Molecular function (GO): Hsp90 protein binding; telomeric repeat DNA binding
Source: RefSeq, a predicted model, not a curated record